Messenger RNA from Camarhynchus parvulus, 6086 nucleotides. RefSeq names its product lysyl oxidase like 2 (gene LOXL2). NCBI's taxonomy places the organism in Eukaryota, Metazoa, Chordata, Aves, Passeriformes, Thraupidae. Gene Ontology annotation, cellular component: membrane. The record is from RefSeq and is a predicted model, not a curated record. Gene Ontology annotation, molecular function: copper ion binding; protein-lysine 6-oxidase activity. Gene Ontology annotation, biological process: peptidyl-lysine oxidation.
GGGCAGGAAGCAGCGGCGCCCGCCGCACAUUUCCCUGCCUGCGGGAGGAUUUCACCGCGCUCAGCCCCGCAGCAAAACCUGGCUGGGGCUGGGCUGAGCUGCCCCCAGCACGGGCACCGCCGAUUCAGGACAGCCCUGCCCGCACUGCCUGGCUCUGCCUCUGAGGACUGUGAGCGCUGAAAAUGGGAAGAUCCCAAGUUUUUCCCUCCAACCACUGCCUGCUGCUGCUGCUGCUGCUGGCCGGGCUGAGCUGUGCCCAGUACGAGCCCUGGCCGUACCUGCCCGGCUACCCCGAGCCGCCCCCCCAGGUGUUCCAGCCGCCCCAGAGAGCCCCAGACGUGCCCAAAAUCCAGCUGAGGCUGGCGGGGCAGAAGAGGAAGCACAACGAGGGCAGGGUGGAGGUGUUCUACGGCGGAGAGUGGGGCACCGUGUGCGACGACGACUUCUCCAUCCACGCCGCCCACGUGGUGUGCCGGGAGCUGGGCUACGUGGAGGCCGUGUCCUGGCUGCCCAGCUCCAAGUACGGGAAAGGAGAAGGGAAAAUCUGGCUGGACAACGUGCACUGCACGGGCAAGGAGAGCAGCCUGGCCGCCUGCAGCUCCAACGGCUGGGGCGUGAGCGACUGCAAACACACCGAGGACGUGGGCGUGGUGUGCAGCGAGAAGAGGAUCCCAGGCUUCAAGUUUGACAACUCCCUGAUUAACCAAAUCGAGAACAUGAACAUCCAGGUGGAGGACAUCCGGAUCCGCGCCAUCCUGGCCACCUACCGCAAGCGGGUCCCUGUCACCGAGGGCUAUGUGGAGGUGAAGGACGAGGGCACCUGGAAGCAGAUCUGUGACAGGCACUGGACCAUGAAGAAUUCCCGCGUGGUCUGCGGGAUGUUUGGCUUCCCCAGCGAGAGGAAAUACAACACCAACGUCUACAAGAUGUUUGCCAGCAGAAGGAAGCAGCACUACUGGGCUUACUCCAUGGAGUGCAGCGGGAGCGAGGCCCACAUUUCCAGCUGCAAACUGGGGAACCACCUGACGGGCGCAGGGAAGAACGGCAGCUGUGACAACGGGAUGCCCGCGGUCGUCAGCUGCGUGCCCGGCCGCGCCUUCGCCCCCAGCAGCCACAGCAGCUUCCGAAAGGCCUUCAGGCAGGAGCAGCCCCUGGUGAGGCUGAAGGGAGGAGCCAACACGGGCGAAGGCCGCGUGGAGGUGCUGAAGAACGGGGAGUGGGGCACGGUGUGCGACGACAACUGGAACCUGGUGUCGGCCAGCGUGGUGUGCCGGGAGCUGGGCUUUGGCAGCGCCAAGGAGGCCAUCACGGGAGCCAGGCUGGGCCAAGGAAUGGGACCCAUCCACCUGAACGAGAUCGACUGCACGGGCUUUGAGAAGUCAGUCACAGACUGCAAGUUCAACACCGAGUCCCAGGGCUGCAACCACGAGGAAGAUGCUGCUGUGAGGUGCAACGUGCCAGCCAUGGGCUUCCAGAACCAGCUUCGCCUGAGCGGGGGCCGCAACCCCUACGAGGGGCGCGUGGAGGUGCUGGCCGAGCGCAACGGGACCCUGAGGUGGGGCACGGUCUGCAGCCACAACUGGGGCACCGUGGAGGCCAUGGUGGUGUGCCGGCAGCUGGGGCUGGGCUUCGCCAGCCACGCCUUCCAGGAAACGUGGUACUGGCACGGGGACGUCAGCGCCGAUGACGUGGUGAUGAGCGGGGUGAAGUGCUCGGGGACAGAGAUGUCCCUGUCCCACUGCCGGCACGACGGCGCCCACGUGUCCUGCCCCAGGGGAGGGGGGCGCUUCGGGGCCGGCGUGUCCUGCUCCGAGACCGCCCCUGACCUGGUGCUGAACGCGGAGCUGGUGGAGCAGACGGCCUACCUGGAGGACAGGCCCAUGUUCCUGCUGCAGUGUGCCCUGGAGGAGAACUGCCUGGCCAGCUCGGCCCACAACACCUCGCUGACCUCGGGCUACCGGCGCCUGCUGCGCUUCAGCUCCCAGAUCCACAACAACGGCCAGUCCGACUUCAGGCCCAAGAACGGCCGCCACGCCUGGGUGUGGCACGACUGCCACCGGCACUACCACAGCAUGGAGGUGUUCACCCACUAUGACCUCCUGAACCUCAAUGGCACCAAGGUGGCCGAGGGACACAAGGCCAGCUUCUGCCUGGAGGACACCGAGUGCGAGGCAGACGUGCAGAAGCAGUACGAGUGUGCCAACUUUGGGGAGCAGGGGAUCACCGUGGGCUGCUGGGACGUUUAUCGGCACGACAUCGACUGCCAGUGGAUCGACAUCACCGACGUCCCCCCCGGGGAUUACCUCUUCCAGGUCGUGAUCAACCCCAACUAUGAGGUGGCAGAGUCGGAUUAUUCCAACAACGUCAUGAAAUGCCGGAGCCGCUACGACGGGCAGCGCAUCUGGAUGUACAACUGCCACAUAGGUGGUUCCUUCAGCGAGGAGACGGAGCAGAAGUUCGACCACUUCAGGGGACUCACAAAUAACAACGUGGCUGCCCGGUAGAAUUCCCACUCAGUUAAGGCAGCCAGGACUCCUGCUCCGGCCCUUCCCAACCACUGCCCCAGGACAUGGAGCCUCCACCAAACUCGGAAUUCCAGCUCAAUCGCUCCUGGAGAAGCCUCUCCCUGCCCAGUUUAGGUGCUCGGGCCACCCCUCGGUGCCUCCUGCAAUUCCAGCUCUCCUCAGCUCUUCACCAUUCCAAAGAUUCCUCCCACAUUCUGCAGCACUCCUCGCCUCAGGCUGGGUGCCAGCCACCCAAAAGUGCCUCCAUCCUUCACUUCCAAGGCGUUCUUUGGGAAUUUCCAGCUCUUUCCCACUCCCAGCGCCUGUUUGUGCUGCUGCUUCCUGCACUCCUCCUCAGCACUGACUCCAGUUUGGCAAGGAAACAGAAGGAAAGGAAAAAUUUUAAAAAAACAACAAAAACCAGGAAAAAAGGAGCAGCUUUUUGUGAGCAGAACAGUGAAAAGCUGAAUUUAAUACUGCAGUGAAACACUCGGAUCCAACAACGGCCACGCUCCGGAGGGGAGCCAACGCAGAACCUGGAAUUUCACAGGGAAUUUCAAAUGGAAUUUCAAUUUCACAGGGAAUUUCAUAUGGAAUUUCACAGGGAAUUUCAAUUUCACAUGGAAUUUCAAAUGGAAUUUCACAGGGAAUUUCACAGGGAAUUUCAAUUUCAGAGGGAAUUUAAUAUGUAAUUUCACAGGGAAUUUCAAAUGGAAUUUCAAAUGGAAUUUCAAUUUCACAGGGAAUUUCAUAUGGAAUUUCACAGGGAAUUUCAAAUGGAAUUUCAAUUUCACAGGGAAUUUCAUAUGGAAUUUCACAGGGAAUUUCAAUUUCACAGGGAAUUUCAUAUGGAAUCUCAUAUGGAAUUUCAAUUUCACAGGGAAUUUCACGUGUAAUUUCACAGGGAAUUUCACAGGGAAUUUCACAGGGAAUCUCAUGGAAUCUCCCAGGGAAUCACAGCUCCCUGAAGUGACCCAGAACUCAGCAGAUUCCCGGGCUGAGGCCCCUGGGCUGGGAAUUCCCAUCCCACAGGGCCCCUCCGCACCCACCAGGUGCUGUGCCCAUGCAAGAACCACCUCCUGACUGGAUAUUCCAUCUUUUUUUAAAGGAUGAAUCAUCCCUGUGCACCUUGCAGAGGGAAUUUCUGCCUCUCAUCCCCAGGGAUCUGCUCCUGUGGGAAUUCCUCUGUUUGUCUGAGGACACACUUUGCCCACAGAGCUCCAAUAAAAAUCUUUUCCCUGGGGAAAAAAAAAAAAAUAUCACUUUAGAAGCCCUUGGUGUAUUUUCUCCUCACAAUUCAUGGAAGUUUGGGGGUUUUCCCCCCUCUCCUACAAUCAAAGUUACCUGGAAUUCCAGCUGAUUCCACAGGGAAUUCCAAACUUCCCCCAAAUCCCCACCUCACAGGGAGGUUGUGAGGCUUAAAAAUGCAGAAAUAUUUCGGGUAUUUGUCAUUUCUCCAGUGCUCCAGAGGGUUUUAACAUCCUGGCAAUGGGAAAAUUCCAGUUUUUCCUCAGAAUUCCAGACUGGAGCAGGAGCAGAGCCUGGGGUGGGGGUGGAAGCUCAUUUUAAACCCAGCUCUGGGCACGCCAGCACAGGCAAAUUCCGGAGGUUUUUUCCCUAAUGAGCAGAUCCCAACUUUCCUCACCAACAGGGAAGCUUCAGGCUCUUGAAACUCCGUAAAGAAGGAAAAAAUUCCCUAAAACUUGGAUUCACUGCCUGUCAGUUUUCUGGGAUACCUGAACAGCAACAUCACAACAAACUUGGAACAGACUUUUCAACUCCUGCCCUUGCUUAGAGUUGAAUUUUGGCCCCCAAAAAAAACCCCAAUUUUCUUACUCUCAAUGCCUAUUUUUUGUUGGAAAACGGAGCAGGAAUAAGGAACAAAGAAACCACCUCGUUCCUGCAGCUGCCCCAGACGCUCUGGAAGCCCCAGCACAGAAUUCCAGCACUUUCCAGGGCUCCAAAGAAACCCCACGAGAACUCCCACUCCCUGAAGGAACAGCCCCGUGGCACUGCCUGCUCUGCAUGCAUUUAAUAGCACAGCCAUGCUCAUCUCUACAGCCUCGGGGUUGGGUUUUUUUGGGGUCAUUCCUCCUGCUCCGAGGGUUCUGGCUGGAAAUCCUCGCUCCCCGUGGGCUCCUGGUGCCGCUGCCUCCAGCCCAGGGCGUGGGACAGGAGCCUCCUGGCCACGGCUGUGUCCGUCUGCGGCCUCUCCUUCCCCACAUGAAGCAGCUCUAGGGAAAAAUAGAAAAACAAAAAAUCAAUUUACCCACCUGGGGCAUGGCCAGGGAGAAAUUCGUGCUUAAAUCCCCCAAAAAUCAGCUUUUUUUCCCCUGCUGUUUUAUUCAUUUAUGGACAUCCAGUCUUUCUAUCUCGGUGAAUAAAUUGGGUUUUUUUUUUUCAGGAUGGUGGAAUUCCACGUUUUCCAAUGGGAUUGUUUGGUCGCCAUAAAAGGUUCAGGGCUCUUCUGCUGUGUGGAAAGUUGCUCCCCAUCCUCUUCCAGGAAUUAUUCCUGGCAAAAUUCACAACAUCCCAUCCCUGUGAAUUGGCAAAAUUUCCAACAUCCCAUCCCUGUGAAUUGGCAAAAUUGCCAACACCCCAUCCCUCUCCAUGCGUGGAAAAACCCAGGCAAUUUAUCCAAUUGAAAAUCCAUUUAUCCAAUUGAAACUCCUCAAAACCAGCUGCCCAAAUCCUUGGAAAACAGCAAGGAAAAUUUUAAAAAUCUGCAUUUAAAAUGAUAUCUAAAUAUUUCAGAUAAUUUGGGAAGCCCCUUGGUCAGUGCCCUCCAUCUUUUGGAUUGCUGUAAUUCCAUCUGCAAUGAAAUCCACCAAAACUUCACCAAGUCCACCAAAAUUUGGAUUUGGGGAUUAAUUAAUGAAUCCUUUAUCAAUUUGAAGUUGUUAUCUACACAGCAAGGGGGGGCUCUGUUUGUUUUUCCAGAAGUUUCAUUAAGAGAAAAAAAAAAUUAAAAAAAUUUUAAAAGAGACACUGUCAGCUAAUUAAAAUCCAAAUUUGUGUUUGGCAAAUAAUCAAUUGAAACUGGAUACCAACAGAAUUUAUGUUUAAUUAUAAUAUUUAACUAGUCAUUAAUUGAUUAAAUAAUUAAUUAAAUAAUAAAUUUAAAAUAACUAUAUUUUAGUUUAACCUGAUUCAGAAGAGUGAAUAAAUGAAAAAAACAGAUGAAGGGGAGAUGCAAAUAAACCAAAUUUUUGGAUGUUUCCUUUCAAUCCAGCAGUGCUGAACCUCAGGAAUUUGUCCCUGUGACAGUGUCCCUUUAAAGCACCAAAAUUGGGAUUUAUUCUGACUGCAGUGAGCUGGAAAAACCCGGGAUUGUUGGUUCAGAGUCUCUGCUGCUGCUGAGCUUCAUGGCUUUGCUUUCCUGUGCCAACUGGACCUGAUCAAUCUGAUUGAAAGGCAAUGAAAUCAACCAACCAACCAACCAAUCAAUAAUUAAUCAAUCAAUCAAUGGUAAUCAAUCAACUGGUGUUCAUGGCUCAGCUUCACCAUUCCUCCUUCCUGAAUAAAAUUGUGCCAACCACCAGAUUGGGUUUGUCUGCUUUGGAUUGCCAGGGGGAGAGGGAA